AUGCUGCGAAAGCAAGCGCUGAACAAUGUGACCUUUGUAGUUCCGAAGAAUCGAAAGCCGAAAUUCGAUCUAACUCUUCGCAUAAUCGAUCUGACCAAUAUCCCUCUAAUCUACGGGACUGCCAGCGUACGAUGGCAUCUUCCGUCGUCAACCGCCGCGGAACAUCGCGGACGCACCGACAAGGCCCCCAUCCUCGAACACAGAGCGACAUGGGAUUACAGUAAGGAAUUAUCGGUGCGCCUGACCAUUGAUAAGACGGGCAUGCUGCAAGAAUGCGGCCUACACUUUGAGAUUUUACAAGAGUUCCACGAGGGCGGAAGAGGCGGACGAGUACACCUCGGAAAUGUCAAACUCAACUUGGCCGAAUAUGCACGUCUCCCGGAAGAAGCUAUCACCGAUCGUGACCCUCAAGAGGAUAACGAGGACGACGGCAUCACACGCAGAUACCUCCUGCAAGACAGCAAAGUGAAUAGCACUCUGAAAAUCGGCAUCAAGAUGAAGCAGACGGAGGGGGACACGAAUUUUAUUGCUCCUCCGUUGAAGUCUGCCAUGGUCAUCGGUGGGAUUGCUGGAGUUUUGACUGCCGAGGCCGGUGAAGGCGACGAUAUACCCAGCAUUACGAGCAAGACCAGAGAGUUGUCGGAAGCACAGGAUAUCUAUAGACGCACACUCGCCGCCACGUGGGCGUGCCAGUCCGGCGAACUACCGCCCGACAAACUCAUCGAGGAUCUGUUUGCUGGCGGUGAUGGAGGUCGAUUCUCUUCCACGGUGAACAAUCCAGUGACCCGCCAGAGAUUAGGCCUUCGGGACGAUAGCAACAGCUCCUCGAGUGACGAGCCCAAGAGGCCUGAGACACCGCGAGACCAGCUCCUCACCCCGCAUGCAGCCACCCAAGGAGGCCAUAAGCGCACAGGCAGUCGAGAGUCGCCGAACGCCACUCCGACCAUCCACAACAGCACAGUCAGUGGACGAUCCAGCAUAGACCAGCAGAUGCAGGCAAGUCAGCAGGAGCAUCAACGGAGACAACGGCAUGACUCGGACGAGCACAGUGAGUUUGAAUUGAGAGAGGAUUUGAGAAGCUGGCAGGUACGCGUCAGGUGA
Molecule: messenger RNA, 1101 nt
Organism: Exophiala spinifera
Lineage: Eukaryota; Fungi; Ascomycota; Eurotiomycetes; Chaetothyriales; Herpotrichiellaceae
Exons: 2
Coding region: 1-1101 (366 amino acids)
Source: RefSeq, a predicted model, not a curated record